Messenger RNA from Penicillium concentricum, 774 nucleotides. Its product is annotated as Maltose/galactoside acetyltransferase. The transcript has a single exon. The record is from RefSeq and is a predicted model, not a curated record. Lineage: Eukaryota; Fungi; Ascomycota; Eurotiomycetes; Eurotiales; Aspergillaceae. The coding region runs from base 1 to 774 and encodes 257 amino acids.
AUGGCCGUUCCAUCAGACAACCCAUCCUCAUCCUCAUCCAACGAUGACUCUACCAUGCCACCAUCACCACCUCCGUCGCCACCGUCAAUGUUGCGUAUUCCCCUUGCCCUGAGACGCACCACCACGCAGCAACCCACCUCAACCGAAACCUCAGCCGGUGGCAUUAUUCCCCGUCCAAUGAGCCAGUUACCUGCUAUGAUACCCGUCUCACCCGCAUAUAUGCUCUUCGCUACUCGAAUGGCGAUGUUCGAACGCGUGGAGCACCGCAACCUGGCAAUCAGUGCAAGGAACAUGGAGCUACUAUUCCACACUUGGUCCACAAACCCUGUCGCAACUUACUUGAUGACAAACGGUCCAUUCCCGGUCGACCACAUCCGCGCCCUAUACCAAACUUUCGGUCGAACUCUACCUCCCUCAUUCAACAGCGUCCCUGACGAGGCACGCAGCGAAGAAGAUAUCGUUACGAUGCGUGACGCACUAACCUAUGAGGCCGUACGCACCGAAGCGGAUAUCACAGCUGUGCUUGAUGCGCUGACCUAUGAUAUCGGCUUACGUUUUAUCGCGGAGGCUGUGCGAACAGCACCGGUAUCAAAUGAAAUUGCCGUGUAUGCAGAGAUUCUGACGCAUUUCCAGCAUGCGACGCAGCGACAGGCGGACCGCGAAUCCUGGCAGCGGAUCUACAAUGAUUUCAUGAGGGUAUAUAAUCGGCCAUUGAUGGUUGACAACACACCCGCGCAGACUAGCCAACCGGAGCACACAGCCGACGACAGAUGA